Molecule: messenger RNA, 1668 nt
Organism: Danaus chrysippus (African queen)
Lineage: Eukaryota; Metazoa; Arthropoda; Insecta; Lepidoptera; Nymphalidae
Source: the annotation of a GenBank genome assembly
AUGUCGACGCUAGCUGCAGCACUAUCUGUUGCGGGAACAAGACAUUCUGGAGCCCCAGUUCGUACACAAAAUGUAAUGGCAGCAGCCUCAAUAGCUAAUAUAGUGAAGAGCUCACUAGGUCCCGUGGGCUUGGACAAAAUGAUGGUAGAUGAUAUUGGAGAUGUAACAGUCACUAAUGAUGGAGCUACCAUUCUCAAAAUGUUGGAAGUAGAACAUCCAGCGGCUAAAGUGCUCGUAGAGUUAGCCCAGUUACAGGACGAGGAGGUCGGAGAUGGUACCACCUCGGUCGUUAUCAUUGCUGCUGAACUCUUGAAGAAUGCCGAUGAACUGGUCAAGAACAAGAUUCAUCCUACAAGCAUUAUCUCGGGCUACAGACUAGCUUGCAAGGAAGCCGUGAAAUAUAUUCAAGACAAUUUGACUGUAACCGUGGAGUCUAUCGGCCGAUCAUCAAUCAUCAACGCCGCUAAGACCACCAUGUCUUCAAAACUCAUCGGAGCUGAUGCAGAUUUCUUCUCGGAAAUAAUAGUAGAUGCUGCUCAAGCUAUCAAAGUAACAGAUCCCAAAGGCAAUGCCGUAUACCCAAUAAAAGCUGUGAACAUUCUCAAAGCCCACGGCAGGAGUGCAAGGGAGAGUGUGUUGAUUAAGGGUUACGCUCUCAACUGUACUGUGGCUUCACAAGCAAUGCCCAAGAAAAUUGUUAACGCUAAGAUUGCCUGUCUCGAUUUUUCACUACAGAAGACCAAAAUGAAGAUGGGUGUGCAAGUUCUUGUAUCAGACCCAGAAAAACUUGAAGCUAUCCGAGCUCGUGAGCUUGAUAUCACAAAAGAAAGAUUACACAAGAUUCUAUCGACUGGAGUGAAUGUUAUCUUAUGUACUGGAGGUAUAGACGACCUCUGUCUCAAAUACUUUGUGGAAUGCGGCGCUAUGGGCGUGAGACGCUGUAAGAAAGCAGAUUUGAAGAGAAUUGCUAAGGCCACUGGAGCUACAUUCCUGACUUCAUUGACUAAUAUGGACGGUGAGGAGGUGUUUGAGCCGAGCAUGAUUGGUGAAGCUGCUGAGGUGGUCCAGGAACAGAUUUGCGACGAUCAGCUGAUACUCAUUAAGGGGCCAGCAUCUCGUACAGCCGCCUCAAUAAUACUCCGUGGACCAACAGAUGCGUAUUGUGAUGAGAUGGAACGAUCAGCUCACGACGCCUUGUGUGCCGUACGUAGGGUGUUGGAAUCAGGCCGAGUGGUGCCCGGCGGAGGAGCCGUAGAAGCAGCCCUGUCUAUAUACCUGGAUAACUUCGCUACUACACUGAGUUCCCGAGAGCAGCUAGCAAUCGCGGCCUUCGCACAAUCAUUACUCGUUAUACCGAAAACGCUGGCCGUUAAUGCUGCGAAGGACGCCACAGACUUGGUCGCUAAACUACGAGCAUACCACAACUCCUCACAGACUAAGGUGGAACACGCGAACCUCAAAUGGGUUGGUUUAGACCUGAUCGAGGGCAGUCUCCGUGACAACUUGAAUGCCGGAGUGUUAGAGCCAGCGAUAUCUAAGAUUAAAUCAUUGAAGUUCGCCACAGAAGCAGCCAUCACCAUCCUACGUAUAGAUGACAUGAUCAAAUUAGACCCGGAACAGAAAGGAAAGAGUUAUGAAGAUGCCUGUAAUGCCGGGGAACUCGAUUAG